Molecule: messenger RNA, 210 nt
Organism: Sclerotinia sclerotiorum 1980 UF-70
Lineage: Eukaryota; Fungi; Ascomycota; Leotiomycetes; Helotiales; Sclerotiniaceae
Exons: 3
Coding region: 1-210 (69 amino acids)
Source: RefSeq, a predicted model, not a curated record
AUGUUUCAGUGGCUCAGAAUAAUUCCAGGGGUCAAAUUAAGUUUUGUUAGAUUCAGAGUAAAAGCAGCGGAAAUUGAGAAUAAACAACGAGAUAAACCCGAGAUAUCGGGUCAAAACUCGCUUCCAAUGGAUGAAGAAAUCAAUGCUUUGCACGUUGGGCUUUGUCCACGAUCUAAAAAGCGACCUUGGCACCACAAAACCCUUGAAUGA